This is a messenger RNA of Labrus mixtus (cuckoo wrasse), 1175 nucleotides long. RefSeq names its product zinc finger protein 418-like. Gene Ontology annotation, cellular component: nucleus. The record is from RefSeq and is a predicted model, not a curated record. The transcript is spliced from 2 exons. Bases 87 to 1175 code for a protein of 362 amino acids. NCBI's taxonomy places the organism in Eukaryota, Metazoa, Chordata, Actinopteri, Labriformes, Labridae.
CAUUUCUUAUCAGUGUCAUACGACACCCACUGAGACUGAGAUCUUUUAUUAAAGGUGCAGAGAUUUGACAUUCAAAAGAGAACGUGAUGGACCGUCUCCGCUGUAUAAAUGUGACAUUUAGGGGGAAUCUAGAAAAAAAAACACAAAAUUCAAUAUCACAAUUAAAGAUUUGUAUCAACAUAAAGUCACAGCUUCCCUCCAUGUGUCUUUGUGUCUUUGUGUCUUCUGUGUUUCCUGCAGACGUCCAGCAGCUGUCGGUGGGUGAAGAAGAUCCUCAUGAGCAGCAGGAGGGGAGCUCCAGUCUGGACCAGGAGGACUCUGAGACUGUGCACAUUAAAGAGGAACAGGAGGAACUGUGGAGCAGUCAGGAGGGACUGGAGGAGGCUGAUAUCAAGUUCCCCUUCACUCCUGUCUCUGUGAAGAGUGAAGAUGAUGAAGAGAAACCUCAGUCCUCACAGCUUCAUCACAGACACACUGAAGAGAUGGAAACAGGAGCUGAUGGAGAGGACUGUGGAGGACCAGAACCAGAGAGGGACUCAGAUCCACAGAGAGGUUUCUAUCCAGAGAUCGAGGUCAAGACUGAAGACUCUUCUGAACCAGAAACUGAAGACAGUAAUGACUGGAAAGAGACCAGAGAACAUCAUUCAGGUGUAAACUCUGUGGAAAAGAUUAAAGCUAAGAGAAAAAAGACUCACAGCUGCUCUGAGUGUGGUAAAAGAUUUCCAAGGAAAAAUAAUCUGAGCCAACACAUGAUUAUUCACACGGGAGAGAAACCCUUCAGCUGCUCUGAGUGUGGUAAAAGAUUCAACAGCAAAGGACAUAUGAGCAGACAUUUGAUCACUCAUAGCAGAGAGAAAUCGUUCAGCUGCUCUGAGUGUGGUAAAAUAUUUACCAAGAAAGCUCAUCUGUCCAAACACACGAGAAAUCACACAGGAGAGAAACUCUUCACUCCAACCUGGACCUGCCGUCAGCCGUGCUGCACAGAGGUGGAGACAGAGUCAGCAGGACGCACAGAGGUGGAGACAGAGUCAGCAGGACGCACAGAGGUGGAGACAGAGUCAGCAGGACGCACAGAGGUGGAGACAGAGUCAGCAGGACGCACAUCCAUGACGAACAAGAAAGUCAGAGCGCAUUACUUUGAUCAUGACAGUGAGUCUCAGAUGCCACCACGCUAA